CUUAAGGGAAACUUCGGCGUUCAUAAGUUCGAAGAUAAACUUUCAGUCCAAGUUCAGGAUGUAAUCAGAAGGCCAUGUUUUAUGUAGACAACAUGCAAACCCCUGAGCAGUAGGUGGCAGCAUGCGACAUUCGGUUUUAAAUAAAUUCUGCCAAAAAUAAAGGUAGCGAAUUGCACUACUCCACUACAGUAGGGGGCGGUGUUAUUAUUCCGAUUCUUCUUUUUACUCUGAAAGCCCGAAGUAGAAUGUUCUCAUAGAGCAAGUAAACGUGUGUGAUGAGUUUAUUUAGUCAUUAACAGAAAACUGAGAAAUUUAAAAUUUAAUUUUCAAAAAAAUAACUAGAAAUGGCUAGCGACUGCCAACUGAAAUUGUCAAAAAAUCUACUUCGGAUGAAGUUUAUGCAGCGGGGCCUUGAUGCUGAGGCCAAGAAGCAAUUGGAAGAAGAAGAAAAGAGAAUAAUCAGCGAUGAACAUUGGUACCUGGACCUUCCAGAGCUGAAAGCUAAGGAGAGUUUUAUCAUAGAAGAAAGAAGUUUUGUUCCCUGCGAAGACUUGAGGUUUGGAAGAAUGUCAUUCAAAGGCUUCAAUCCUGAAGUUGAGAAACUCAUGCAGCUGAUGAAUGCACACAACCGGAAUGAAGAGGAGGAUGAAGAGGAGGACUUCAGCAGAAUGGAAACUGACAUUACAGAUGAAGAAAUGGCAAACAGAUACGUCAGCUUGGUGGAGAGCAUGAAAAGAAAAUUUGCAAGGAAGCGAGAGCGGUCGGCCAUUCAGGAGGAGGAGAAGGAGGAGGAAGUUAGCAAGGAAAUAGGACCAAAGAAAAAGGCCUUUUUGAAGCCGCAAGAUUAGCAAUGUCCAGCCAAUGUUUUUCAGCUACCAGAACCAUUUUUGCCUCUGCCAGUCGUUUGAUGUGUAUGUUCAUCACUUUAUUGUAAAUGACUUCUUAUAAAAGAUGUUCAAUGGAUGUUAUACAUCUUAAUGACUUAAUGUCAUAUACCUUAGGCUAAAAUAUUCAUAUCACAUUUUGUUGUAGUUUUUUUUUUUUCUGUGCGGACCCUGUUCCUUGAGUUCCAGUUUAGCUGUUCCUGAAUUUUCACAUUUGUACUUAAGCCGGAGAUUUUGUUUUUCUGGACUGGAGUUACUUGCCUCCCAUCCAGGUUGUUUCCCUGUCCGGUGCCCUAAUCUGGGAUAGGCUACAGUUCUCACCAUCAGACUCCUGGAUGUGAUGCUGGAGGCUGGUUGCUAAGCUUUGUGUUCAAUCUAAUUCUUUUAUUUGUCAUUUUAUCAGAAACGAAACUGAGUGAUACUUGCCAUGACAUGUGUGCGCUUGCAUGUGUCCUGAGAUGGACUGGUAUGUAGUUCAGGGUACUCCCCUGCCAUGUACCAUGUACUACCUAAGCCCUUGCCACCUUGACUAGGAUGGAUGGAUGGGUGGAUGGAUGAGAGAGAGAUGUACACUUUGGGACGUUUUGUGAAAGUUUACCUCUGUUUUUUGAUAAAAAUGUCUUUUAAACCGUAUAGUGAAAAAAGGGGGAAAGCUUAUCCACUGUGAUGUUUAAUAUUUUCAGGUAGUGUCUUUGAAAAUCCAUUGGUUAUUGGACUAUGUGAAAUGGAUUAUUGUGCAUCUUUAACCAUAGGUCAUCUCCCAAACCCCCUGUAUCUUACACAUCACCUUAAAUCUGUUCUUCAAACUAAGUACAUCUCUACACAAAUCAUUUUAGUACAUAUGUCCAGUAAAUCAAAAAAAAAAUUAAGGAAUAGUUAGUAGUCCUUUUUUUUUUUUUUUCAAGCUUUGUUUUUGUGAGGCUCAAUGAAGCAUUGGGUGGCAAGUGAUUGCGCUACAGGCUGUGCCUUGAAUUUUGGAUCCUUAGAGUGUAUAUGCAGCCCUGUUAUUUAAAGGAACAAGUCUUUUUUCUAACAAGAGAUUAAACUUGUCUUUCAAAA
Molecule: messenger RNA, 1943 nt
Organism: Brienomyrus brachyistius
Lineage: Eukaryota; Metazoa; Chordata; Actinopteri; Osteoglossiformes; Mormyridae
Gene: mphosph6
Product: M-phase phosphoprotein 6
Exons: 5
Coding region: 345-848 (167 amino acids)
Biological process (GO): maturation of 5.8S rRNA
Source: RefSeq, a predicted model, not a curated record